AUGUCAUCAAAACGGAAGAGUUCACCAGGAGAAAGCAGCAAAAAACAAAGGAAAGCUAUUGAUCUUGACAUGAAAGUGAAGAUCAUAAAUGACUAUGAAGCUGGUAAAAAAGUUAAUGCAAUAGCACAGGACGUGAAUCUGGCACAUUCAACCAUUUCAACCAUCUUGAAGGACAAAGACAAAGUGAAGGAGGCAGUGAAAACAUCAACAGGUUUUAAAGCCAUAAUAACUAGGCAGGGGAAAGGCCUCAUUCAUGACAUGGAAAAAUUAUUGGCGAUCUGGUUUGAUGACCGGAUACAAAAAAGAAUGCCAAUGAGUCUUUCAAUAAUUCAAGCCAAGGCACUCAGUAUCUUCAAGACUUUGAAGGCAUGUGAAGGUGAAGAAUCGACAAACUUUUACAGCAAGUCAUGGAUGGUUUCAGAGGUUUUGUCGCAGAUUUAA
Messenger RNA from Nanorana parkeri, 441 nucleotides. RefSeq names its product CENPB DNA-binding domain containing 1 (gene CENPBD1). The record is from RefSeq and is a predicted model, not a curated record. The transcript has a single exon. Gene Ontology annotation, molecular function: DNA binding. The coding region runs from base 1 to 441 and encodes 146 amino acids. Lineage: Eukaryota; Metazoa; Chordata; Amphibia; Anura; Dicroglossidae.